AUGAGCGACGACUUUUUACCUCAAAGACCCUUCGCGCAAGGGAACGCAGGAGGUGGAUCGAGACGAUCUUCAUUCGAUUCUAGAAAAGGUUCUCCGCUACCUCGACCUGCUAGUUUGUCUGUCAACUAUGUCCCUACAAAAUUCACAAAGCUACAUGCACCGGGAGAAUGGGGAAAUAAACGUGUCGGCAAACAAGGCGGAGGAAGAGAUGCUUUUUCCAAAGAUGCCUCACGGAUGGGCAUGCUGGGAACGGUCGACGAUGACGAAGGUGUCGUAUUCCAAUUCGGUAGGCACGGUCUACAGCAGAAGAAGAAGCCAAAGUUGAGGUGGAACCGAUUCAAGUGGAUCCUCUUUUGUGCAAAUCUGGUCCUCAUCUCGUACGGUAUCGCCGCGCUGGUCUGUGCCAUCCUCGUCUGGCUGAAUAUCUUCCCUCGAUCCGAUGUUAUACGUGUCGGAAACAGGACAGAGCUGAUCUUGUCUACCGUCGCCGCGUCACUGAUCACGUUCACCUCCCUGCUCGGAUUCUCAGGUAUCAUUCUGAAUAAUCGUGCAUUUUUGGCCAUCUAUACCGUCCUCCUGUGGCCAUGUCUCGCGUUCAUGGUCGCCCCGGGAUAUAUGUCAUACAAGCAGAAGACUUUCAAUCUCGAAGGGAAGAUCAACUUGCAAUGGAGUAGAAAUCUGGGAGCAGAGGGCAGAUUGCGAAUUCAGAACGCUUUACGAUGCUGUGGCUACUUUUCACCCUUUGUCGAAGCCACCCAAUCGCCCUUGUGUUACUCUCGAUCCAUCCAACCGGGAUGCAAAGCGCGAUACUUGAGAUUGGAGCGUUACGUACUCACGACGUGGUUCACCAUUUCGUUCGCUCUGGUACCGGCCCAAAUCCUGAUCACCGUGGCUGCGCUACUGUGUUCCAACCAUAUCACCUACAGGUUUGGCAAAGGUUUGACACCCAAGCGUUAUCGAUUGGAUCUGGACAGUAUGGCCGUGAUUAUGGACAAUUACGCGACUGAAAUCGCAGACAAGUAUGGACCUGACGUUGGACCUGAGCUCGCCCAAGUCGCUCUCUCGAGAUCAUCUUCCAACCUUGAUCUCCCGGGCCAAGGCUCACCUCGAAACUCUUUCUCCCAACCUGCCUCACGUCGAGGCUCCUACUCCAACCUUCCUCCGAUGAAUCGCCAAUCUUACGCGACAAACAUACCUAGCUCUCUAGCUCCUCCAGUCUCAAAUUCUGGUCUAAUGUCUCAACAGAUGUCUAGACCUUCUUCUGCUUCUGGCCAAUAUAGUCCUUCUAUGCCUCUCAUUUCCAAAUCGAACAGCUCGAACACCCUCGGGGGCGGUUCUUCGCGAUUGGCAGCGCCUCCUCUGACGAGCGACUCGCAAGAAUCCUACGAUAGGAGUCGGGAAAGCUUUGACGCGUCUGCUCCCAGGUCAUACGGAUACCCUCAGGACUUCUCCAGCAGCAUGCCCCGAUCAGCGACUGGACAAUUCAGCGAUGGUCAUCACUAG
Messenger RNA from Kockovaella imperatae, 1503 nucleotides. RefSeq lists its product as hypothetical. The record is from RefSeq and is a predicted model, not a curated record. The coding region runs from base 1 to 1503 and encodes 500 amino acids. Gene Ontology annotation, cellular component: membrane. NCBI's taxonomy places the organism in Eukaryota, Fungi, Basidiomycota, Tremellomycetes, Tremellales, Cuniculitremaceae. The transcript has 5 exons.